Scleropages formosus (Asian bonytongue) is the source of this 1148-nucleotide messenger RNA. Its product is annotated as surfeit locus protein 4-like. The record is from RefSeq and is a predicted model, not a curated record. Gene Ontology annotation, cellular component: endoplasmic reticulum; membrane; endoplasmic reticulum-Golgi intermediate compartment. Gene Ontology annotation, biological process: Golgi organization. The coding region runs from base 208 to 1017 and encodes 269 amino acids. The transcript has 6 exons. NCBI's taxonomy places the organism in Eukaryota, Metazoa, Chordata, Actinopteri, Osteoglossiformes, Osteoglossidae.
CUGCCGCCGCCGCCUGAAGAGGGCACUCCCGAGCGUGACGCGAAGCAUUGUGGGGUGGAGGCGGCUACCCCCGGUAUUGUCGGACGGAGCGGGAGGUGUAGCGGUUGCAGGAGAUCAGUGAGGACUUGGCGACGGAGGGAGAAUCCAUCAAACUGAGACGAAAAGUAAAUUCGCACGAGGAGCGGUGUUGCGACGGAGUGGAGAGACAUGGUGCGGAGUGAUCUAAUGAGCACCGCCGAGGACGUGGCGGACCAGUUCCUGCGGGUGACAAAACAGUACCUGCCCCACCUGGCACGCUUGUGUCUGAUCAGUACCUUUUUGGAGGAUGGGAUCCGAAUGUGGUUCCAGUGGUACGAGCAGAGAGACUACAUUGAGGCCACGUGGAAUUGCGGGUACUUCCUGGCCACGUGCUUUGUUCUGCUCAACCUACUAGGACAGUUAGGUGGCUGUGUCCUCAUCCUCAGCAGAAAUUUUGUUCAGUAUGCCUGCUUUGGUUUAUUUGGAAUCAUAGCUCUACAGACUGUUGCCUACAGCAUUUUGUGGGAUCUUAAGUUUUUGAUGAGGAACCUGGCACUGGGUGGUGGACUACUGCUGCUCCUGGCAGAGUCAAGAUCUGAGGGGAAGAGUAUGUUUGCUGGGGUGCCCUCCAUGGGCGAGAGUUCGCCCAAGCAGUACAUGCAGCUGGGUGGUCGCGUGCUGUUGGUGCUCAUGUUCAUGACCCUACUGCAUUUCGACACCAGCUUCUUCUCUAUCCUGCAGAACAUGGUGGGUACGGCUCUUAUCAUCCUUGUGGCUGUCGGCUUCAAGACCAAGCUGGCCGCUCUGACUCUGGUGGUGUGGCUCUUUGCCAUCAACGUGUACUUCAACGCAUUCUGGACGGUACCAGCCUACAAGCCCAUGCACGACUUCCUCAAGUAUGACUUUUUUCAGACCAUGUCGGUGAUUGGGGGGUUGCUGCUGGUGGUGGCACUGGGGCCUGGGGGUGUGUCCAUGGAUGAGAAGAAGAAGGAGUGGUGAGUUCCAUUUUCAGCCAGGAGGCGAGGACCCUGGCGUGCCUCUUCCAGCUGACUCCAGCCACCCCACCCCCUCACCCCCCCAACAGCUAAGGCCUCUCAUUCACUUGCUUUCUGUCCUUUUUUUUUUUUUUU